AUGGCCGAUCCCACUACCGAGCAGACCGAGGAGGAGCUGCCCAAGACAAAGGCGAAGCUCGACGAGCUCACCCAAGCCGCAUCGCUGCAGUACUCGCUCAAGAACUUCUCCGCCGCCGCCGACCACUAUGCCGACGCCGUCGAGAUCCAGGCCGAGCUGAACGGCGAGAUGGCCCCCGACAACGCCGAGCUGCUCUUCUACUACGGGCGCGCGCUGUACAAGGUCGCCGUCGCAAAGAGCGACGUGCUGGGUGCAAAGGGCGCACAAGACGACAAGAAGGCGAAGAAGGCGAAGCAGGCCGCCAAGGAGGCAUCGAGCUCGGCAGCGGAUGCGCAGACAGGCGCCAGGGGUGAAUCGGCGGCGCCGAAGCCCGCGUCCGCAUACUUUCAGCUCACCGGCGACGAGAACUGGGACGACUCGGACGACGGCGACGGCGAGGAGCAGGACGAGGAGGAAGAGGAAGAAGAGGAAGACGACUUUGGCAACGCCUACGAAGUCUUUGAGCUCUCGCGCGUCCUGUACCAGAAGCAGCUCGACGCCAGCACAUCAUCCAACUCGUCCACAGCGCCCGACCCCUGCACAGCGCCCGAAUCCUCCACAGCGCCCGACUCGUCCACAGCGCCCGACUCGUCCACAGCAGCCAAGGGAAAGAGUCCUGCAACAGACAAGGAAAAGGGCCCGGCAACAGACAAGGGCAAGGUGUUGCAGGACCCUGCAACGCUCUCGCCUUCCGAGCGCGCCAUCAAAGAGAAGAUUGCAGACUGCCACGGGUUUCUCGUCGAAAUCUCCCUCGAGAACGAGCGCUUCCACGACGCCGUCGCCGACGCCCGCGCCUCGCUCGCCCUGCAAGAGGAGCUGAACCCCUUCGAGCACGAAAACGUCACCGAGUCGCACUACUCGCUCUCCCUGGCGCUCGAAUUCGCAUCCGUGAGCAAGCUGCGCCAAGACCAGGUCGACGCCGAGCGGCAGCAGGCCGACGCCGAGGCGCACCCCGAAGACGACAAGGACGGCGUGAACUGGGAGCUGAGGAACGAGAGCGCGAAACACACCGACCUCGCCAUCCAGAGUCUGCAGGCACGCCUCAAGAAAGAAGAAGCAGCGCUGACCAGCGCCACACUGACCGACGCGCAGAAAAAGGAGAAGAAGACCGUCAUCGCGGACAAAAAAGCCAUGCUUGAGGAGCUCCACGGCCGCCUAAAAGACCUCAAGCUCGACCCCACAAAGCAAGACUACGACUCAAUCGACCCGUCCGUCGUCCAGGGCCUCUUUGGCAGCCUCCUCGGCGCCGACCCCGCGACCCAGAAAGCAAAGCUCGCAGAGGCGACACACAAAGCAAACGACGUCGGCAGCGUCGUCAGGAAGAAAGUAAAGCCUGCACCUGCACCUGCGCCUGCACCUGCACCUGCGCCUGCACCUGCACCUGCGCCUGGGAAACCGGCUGCAUCCGGCAGCGGCAAGAGAAAGGCCGACGGCGAGGCUGGCGCCAAGCACGGGAAGCGGAGUAGGACUGAGGAGCCACUGUGA
Messenger RNA from Didymella exigua CBS 183.55, 1524 nucleotides. RefSeq lists its product as uncharacterized. The transcript has a single exon. Gene Ontology annotation, cellular component: nucleoplasm. Gene Ontology annotation, molecular function: histone binding. Gene Ontology annotation, biological process: CENP-A containing chromatin assembly; DNA replication-dependent chromatin assembly. The record is from RefSeq and is a predicted model, not a curated record. Bases 1 to 1524 code for a protein of 507 amino acids. NCBI's taxonomy places the organism in Eukaryota, Fungi, Ascomycota, Dothideomycetes, Pleosporales, Didymellaceae.